AUUACGUGUAGACACUAUUUACUGCAGUACUUCUAAACAAAUGAUGGCGAUGUUUACUGGUGUAACUGUUAGACACGUUGACAGCUUGUGUUAAUGUUUCCACCUCGUAGCCACUAUGAGUAUGAUUGGCAUUCCUUAUUUUAUGCACCCAUGAGUCUGCCUGUUGAUGACGACGACAUAAACAUGUUGUCAUCUUCUCCAUAUCCGUCUACUGUCCAUGAAUGGACCAAAGCAAUCCGUCGGCCUACGUCCUACCGAGUUGGUAACGCCAGAUUUCAUUUGAAGCCGAGAGUUGUCAUUUACGCUGGUGUUUUGUCAGCGUCCAUUCUCAUCCUACUUAUUAUGUUCAUGCCAAAAUCGCCACACUCAUACUGUGAUCUUGAUAAAAAGCUACUUUCUGACUCUGUUAACACCAAACAUUAUGAUCCAACAUAUCCAUUGACUAAUCCUUCAAAAACUAUAUCUGGCAUUGUGUAUAGUAUUGGUUUGAUUACAGACCUUGACACUGACUCAAAAAGCAGAGAGAAAAAGUCAACUUGGAUAAGUUAUUAUCGCCAAGGAAACCUCACUCUGUCUGAUAAAAGAGAUGAAGUUAAAGUGAAAUUAGCACAACCAAAAGUCCUGUUUUCCAAUAUCGCAGCUGGUGAUCGAGGAAUGGAGCUAUCAGAGCUUGUGAUAUUUAAUGGAAAACUGUAUACUGUUGAUGAUAGAACAGGGAUUAUUUAUGAAAUAAAUAAUUAUAAUGUUUUGCCAUGGGUGAUAUUAGCUGAUGGUAAUGGAAAAAACAAUAAAGGUAUGCCUAAUAAAUAAAAUUAAAAAAAUGACUUAAGGCUAAUUUAGUUAUAAUUUUUGUUUAAAAAAUUUGUGAUAGCUGAAUUCUGAAUACUUUUUAAUUUAUGGAAAAUUAAUCAAUAGUGGAUUUACCUGUGAAUCAUGUGACAAGUAGUGGGUUGUCAUGCUACAGCAUACAAGCUACGAACAGCCUCUCUUCCACCCCUCCAACCUCACUUUUCUACUUACCGGUAACCAUGGGGAGCUCUCACCAUGCCACAGAAAUUUUUUAAAAAUUUAAAUCGUUCUUUAAAUUGAUACCAGUAUAUUCCAAUUCUGUAUCUAUAUUUUAUUUCGAUGGCAGCAUUACUGGUAAUUCCAUAAUUUAAAAAAAGGUUUAUUCAGAUUAAAUGGUACACUGUAAGUGCUGUGAGCAUUUACUCCUUACCAAUAAUCAUGUUUGGGACAGUGUGUUUCUGUUUACUAUAUUAUCCAAACUGUCUGAAAAAUAUAUGCAUGAACAAUUAAAUCAAAUUUAAUAGGUACUAUAAUAAUGUAUUUUUCACUUUAUUAUAAAAUUGUUAGGGACUAUCCAGAUAUUAAUUUAUGCCAAAAGAGUCACAUUUCCAUGCCCCCACUACAUUUUUGAACACCCCUUCCCAUGCAUAUGUGCAAGUUAGAAUUGUCACCCACCCCAAACAUCUGAUUGAAUUUAUUUAUAGAAAUUAUGAAAUACACUGCAAUUAAACGAAGUCACUUUGAGUCCUUUUAAAAAUAUGUAACUGUUUUCUCUUAGUCUGUUUAGCAAUGCCCAGUGCUUCUAAAACUGUGUACAUUAGGGACCCCUGGCUUCCUCAAAGGGGCACAAUUUUCCCAAUUUAAUUUCCAUUUUCAAUCCAAUGUGACAGGAUGUAACAUAUUGCAGAACUGGUCAAAUAACUCUUUAAUUUAAAAAGAUAUUUGCUAUUUGGAAGUGUAUUUGUUAGAAUUUGACAUAUGAUAUCUGGGGAAAACCUGGGUUUGACAAGGGCGCAGAGAAUAAAAAAUGUUUAAUAACCAUUGGUUUAGCUGACAAAAUAAUUAUGUAACCAAUUAUGUCACACUCACUUAUACAUAGAAUGGUGGAACAGUGGACUUAGACUUAAACUUGUCACCAUUAUAUAAAUUUUUAUUGUGAUAGGGGUAUCUACUAUAUCUAUCACCCCCCCCCCACCACCAGUGCAUAUGUAAUAGAUGGAUGGCCCCCUUAACAGAUAAUCAUUAUUUUCCAUGAAUGGUGGAACAGUGGACUUAUACUUAAACUUGUCACCAUUAUAUAAAUUUUUAUUGUGAUAGGGGUAUCUACUAUAUCUAUCCCCCCCCCCCCCCCACCACCAGUGCAUAUGUAAUAGAUGGAUGGCCCCCUUAACAGAUAAUCAUUAUUUUCCACAUACCGGGUAACAAAUAGUUACUAAGGUCUAAAUUGGGAAUGAUGGUAAAUUAAAGGAAAUUAUACUUGAGCUGUGCAAAAUGUCCUUAUUUGAUCAGAACUAUUUCUGAAGAAAAAGGUGUUUUUUGUUUACAUAUAACAUACAUGCCAACCCUAAGUUGUAAGCUUUCUAUUACAGUAGAUGGAUGUAAAAAUUUAUUAUUAUUAAAAAUUUAAGAGCCCGGGUACUAUUAUAUAAUGUAUCCCCACUAAGCUACUAUUUGUAAGGAUGUAUAUUACUUUGUUUGAACCUAUAAUUAAUACAAAUCCACUUUUACUUAAAUUUCUCAACAUUUUGCAGUUAAAUACAUUACUGUAACACAAUGUUUAUACAGUUUAAAAGAUUAUCAAAGUUUUUGCUGCAAUACUGCAAUUAUACAUUUGAAUUAAUUUACCCUAGUAUGUUAAUUUAAUUUAGAGUACAUCACUUUCUUCACAUUUAAAGGUUUCAAAUGUGAAUGGGCCACCGUAAAAAAUCAGCGUCUUUUUGUUGGUGGUUUGGGUAAAGAAUGGACAACAGAAAAAGGGGAAGUACUCAACCUCAAUCCUCAGUGGGUGAAAUCUAUAGGACCUGAUGGGGAUGUUGAACAUCUUGAUUGGCAUGACAAAUACAAUGCUUUAAGACAAAAAACUGGUACUUUAUUGCCUGGUAAUAUUCUUUCAUUUCAAUUAAUUAUUUUAAAAUGAAGCUUUGUUGUGUGUUACUUUUUCUAGCACUUUUAAUCUGUUUUUGGUUAUGUAUAUAAUAAUUAAUUUGACAGUCUAAUAAUCUAAUUCAUUUUAAUUCAUGCUAAGUUUAAAAAUUAGAAUUAAAAAUAUCAUCUAUAAACUAUAAGAAAAGCUUUUGCACAAUGCUCUUAAUGCACAUACUGUAUUUAAAACCUGAAGUUAAUUGUUAGUAUACUAAAACCUAGUAUGUUUUUAUACUAGGUUUUAUUACGGUAUAUAAGCUAAUAGUAUUAGGGCUAAUAUAUUUAUUUCCUUGAGUUAAUGUAUCUUAUAUUAUUCUUCCAUUUAAAUUAUCAUCCAGAGAAUUAUAUAAAUAUAAAUGUUAUAUUAUUUUGUUUCUUUCCAGGUUAUAUUAUCCAUGAAUCUGGUGUUUGGAGUGAUGUACACAAAAAAUGGUUUUUUCUUCCUCGUCGAGCUAGUACAGAAACGUAUGAUGAAGUGAAAGAUGAACGAAGAGCAACUAAUCUAAUGUUUAUUGUGGAUGAAAAUUUUGAAAAUAUAGAAGUGAGAAAAAUUGGACCUGUUAACCCCACACAUGGGUUCUCAUCCUUCAAAUUUAUACCCGGAACUGAAGACAGUAUUAUUGUUGCAUUAAAAAGUGAGGAAGACAGAGGGAAAAUUGCCUCUUAUUUACUUGCUUUUAACCUAAACGGUAACAUUUUGAUGUCUGAAGUAAAAAUUGGAGAUGUGAAAUAUGAAGGUAUUGAAUUUGUAUGACAUAAAACUAUGCUAAAACUCUAGAAUUUUGCCAUAUAAUAUGCAAGUUUUGAGAAACGAUUUUUUCAAAUACUUUGUCAUCACCUUAAUUGUAUCGGUGGUCUUAAUUCAGAAAGAUUUUUGUUAAAUUAUUAUAUAAUUAUUAAAUUAGCCUACAAAUACAGUUCUGCUCUGGCUCUAGAGAUAAAAGUUUUAGUUAUACCCAAGAUAUUUUAUGUGUCUUGAGGAACAUUUCAGAAACUAUCUAUUUAUCAAACAGAGACAGGAUACUGAAUAAAAUUAAGUGUAUGUUAAUGUAAGGAUUGUACUAUUAAAAAUGAGAACGUAAAAGUUUUUUUAAAAGUUAAUGCCAAAAUUUUUUUUUUUGGUUAUAUGGAUACAGUAGUCACUUAAUUAAAAAUGUAAAUAGGCUUUUUAUCUAGAGAAUUACUUUUUUUAAAACAAUUGUAGUCAUAUCUUAACUUCAAACUCAAGCUGUCAGUAUGAAGUAAAGUUCAUGUAAUGUAAGGUGAAAGGCUCAUUUUUAAAAUUCUAAAAUGCUGAUUUUAAUGGGCAUAUAAAAGUGGUACCAUGUUUUAAAGAAUGUCCAAAGGAAACAUUUUUUUGUAGAAAUUUUAUUUUAGAUUAAUAAUAUCUGAAUAUCUGGAAUACUAAAGUAUCUCAAAAAGUUCCAGCAGGUUGUUUACAAAAUUGGCAAUAAAAGAAUAGUUUUUUUCUGCACUUAACCUGCAAAGUAAGAUGGAACCUGCCUUAUUUAUAUAAUAAAAAUAUGCUUGAAUGAUGCUCUUCACCAAAAUAGUUGAUAUUUUCUAUUUCUAAUAGUACAGUCUCAUGCUAUUAGGUACUUUUUUUAAAAAAAGGUUGAAAAAAACAAUACAAGGCCUAACAUAAUUUAAACCAAAUCUUUCCAUUUAACUACAGGCUAUCUCAAAAUAUGGUGCUUAAUUUGAGGAAAAAGCUGUCAAGAACUAAAUUCAAACU
This is a messenger RNA of Lymnaea stagnalis (great pond snail), 4666 nucleotides long. The record is from the annotation of a GenBank genome assembly. NCBI's taxonomy places the organism in Eukaryota, Metazoa, Mollusca, Gastropoda, Lymnaeidae.